Molecule: messenger RNA, 528 nt
Organism: Toxotes jaculatrix (banded archerfish)
Lineage: Eukaryota; Metazoa; Chordata; Actinopteri; Toxotidae
Product: gamma-crystallin M2-like
Exons: 3
Coding region: 1-528 (175 amino acids)
Biological process (GO): visual perception; lens development in camera-type eye
Molecular function (GO): structural constituent of eye lens
Source: RefSeq, a predicted model, not a curated record
AUGGGGAAGAUCACAUUCUUUGAGGAGAAGAAAUUCCAGGGCCGCUGCUACAACUGCAGCAGCGACUGUGCCGACCUGCACACGUACUUCAACCGCUGCAACUCCAUCCGGGUGGAGAGCGGUGUGUGGGUGAUCUAUGAGAAGCCCAACUACAAGGGUUUCCAGUACAUCCUCAGCCCUGGGGAGUACGCCGACAACCUGCAGUGGAUGGCCUUCAGCGACAGCGUCAAAUCCUGCCGUGUCAUAAAGAAUGUUUAUGGCAGUGCAUGGAAGCUGAGACUGUACGAGAGGCCAGACUUCGGAGGGCAGAUGGUGGAGUGCUCCGACGACUGUCCUUCGGUGUAUGAUACCUACAAGUUGCGUGAGGCUUACUCCUGUAUGGUGAUUGAUGGUGCCUGGGUCCUAUACGACCUCCCCAACUACAGGGGGCACCAGUACCUCCUAGAGCGAGGCGAGUACCGGCAGCACAACGACUGGGGGGCGACCUCUCCUGGUGUCGGCUCCUUCCGGAGGAUCACAGAGUUUUAA